Molecule: messenger RNA, 1126 nt
Organism: Aureobasidium pullulans EXF-150
Lineage: Eukaryota; Fungi; Ascomycota; Dothideomycetes; Dothideales; Saccotheciaceae
Exons: 2
Coding region: 221-1126 (301 amino acids)
Source: RefSeq, a predicted model, not a curated record
UUAGGGUCAAGUCUAACAACGUUUCCGGGGUUCGGAGAAGCCAGGUCCCUACCAUGUACGAUUUACGAGCACCACAGUUCUAUACGAAGUACGGCAGCGCUCUUGGUAUGUGUUGAGCAUCUGGUCUUGUCCUCGCAAUUUAUUACAAAGGAACUUGCUCUUCCCGCCUGUGUUUGCUCAUGGCCCACGACCAUCUUUCGCCGUAUUGUCACCAAUCAACAUGACAUCUCAACUAGCAACAUACCCAAUAAUUCCUCUCAAUCUCAGAGAACACAAGAAGAGCAUAGCUGUACACUUCUCGGUCCUCGUGUUCUUCACCAGCAUUCUCCCAGUCGUGCUAUAUUUCAUACUCAAGUACGGAGCUUCGUUAUCACCACAUACCACAUUUAUUAUCAUCCUUCCAGUCAUCGGACUCCCAGCGCUUCUUGGCUUCGUUGUUCGUACAUACAAACUCAUCCGCUUCCAAGACUAUCGUCCGCUGGGAUGCGAUACAUGGUGGACCUUUGAUUACUUCCACUUCAACUUUAUACUCGGCAUCAUCUACGUCGUCAUCCUUUUCACGUUUGGCAACACCGAAGAUGAGACAAACAUGCGUCUUCUAUCGCUAUAUCUGCCUUUGGUGAUGUUCCAACUCUCGGGACAAUUCAUUCUCGUAAGGCUCUUGGACUUCUGCGGUCUCCGCACACCUUUCCGAAUUUCCUCUUCUCCAAAAGGCUCUUCGAUACCGUCUGGUGCGGCUGUGGUGGCAGAGGAUAUCAUCGCCGUAGACGGUAGCUGUAAAGCUGAGUUCCGAGCUGCCUGGCAAGCUCGUCUUGCCAUCAGCUCAGCAGCAGCGCGUGCAGCCGUUCGCAUGGACUGGCUUUGGGGUGUUUCUGGCCUGUCGUGUGGAGCUGUCCUCAUGGUCAUCGUUUUCACCGCGGACAACCCGGACGUCGGUUUCGCUUUGGCUUGGACAAUCCCUAUCGUUUGGGGUGCCAUCAUGGCAUACGUGACGACACAGAUCAUCAAGAAGACGACCGCACUCGAAAGACAACAUUUCGAAAACGACGGUGUUGAAAGACAGAACGUCUCAAGUAUCGCUCUCAAAGAUCAUGCUCCGUCGACCACUCUUGUGGAACGAGUGUAG